ACAUCAUGCUUAAGUCAUAUAUUUGCGCCUUCUAACACCUAGCAACCAAGCAAGCCGUAGCUAGACGGGAGGCGCAAAAGAAACCGAAAGUCCUUAAAGAUGCCGCCUUCUUUGGAUUGGGGAAGACUCAUGAAAGUGGACCCAGAUGCUCUUCCCAAUCAAGAAAGAACAGCCAAUGAAAUGCAAACUACGAUAUCAAUGGUCAAAAGCACAGAUAUAAAAGAUGAACCAAAUGAAAACUUGAUACAGCUGUUUCGAAUUUCACAAUGCUUGAUGAAGUUAAAGGCUCAAGAGGUACAAUUAUUGUUAGAAGAAGCAGAGAAGGCAAAUGAAGAACAACUGAAAACUGAAAACCAAUUAAGAAACAGAGUAAAGCGUCUGGAGAAUGAAAUCGAGGUGGCACAGCUAUCCUCUGGUAGCAGAGAUUCACGUUUUUUGCGUGAAGAAAUUAGACAGCUGGAGGAGCAGUUGCGUCAGAGUGAGAGAGAAUGCAAAGAUAUGGCAAAUGAGUUGGAAAGGGAGAAACAAGUUAAUGAACAACUUGCCCUCCGAAAUGAAGAAACUGAUAAUGAAAACAGCAAGUUAAGAAGAGAGAAUGAACAACUGCGGCAAGAUGUCAUCGAUUAUCAGCGGCAGAUUGACUCUCAGAGGGAAACCCUUAUGUCACGUUCCCGGGGACAGGAUUACAAAUCUUUGCUUUCUCAAAAGAACAUGGAGCUGGUCAAGUAUCUUGAUGAAAUUCAGAGCUUAAGUGAAACUAAUGAAAAGCUAGAAGCUCAAAACCAGGAAUUGACCAAGCAUCUUGAGUACUCUGUGCAGGAAAUGGAAAAGAUGACAGAUGAGUACAACAAAAUGAAACUAAUGGUACAAAAUAGUGACAGUACUAUGGAUCGUCUGAGAAAAGAGAAAGAGCAGCAUAGGCUUCAGGUCCAGGAACUAGCAGAGCAACUUAAAGCAAAGAAUGAAGAAGAUGAUCCAGUGAUGAGAGCUGUAAAUGCAAAAGUGGACGAAUGGAAGAUAAUAUUAGCUUCCAAAGAUGAAGAAAUUAGUGACUAUCAAAAAAAGAUUGUUGAUCUUAGAGAAAAACUAAAAAUCGCUCAGCUUGAUGCAGAUAAAAGCAGUGUUCUUGCUCUCCAGCAGGCCCUGCAGGAAAGGAAUAAUCACAUCAAAAUGUUGACUGAGAAAUUGGAACAACACACACAGGAGAUGGAAUCAAACACAUUUCACAUUGAAAAAUUAAAGCUGCAGUUGCAAACUGAAAAAGGUGUCUCUGGCCAUAUAGAAAUCAAGCAAGCUGAAGAACUUGUGGGAAUGCUUAAUAUUCUUGAGGAGAGGGUAAAAGAAUCAGAGCGUAUAGCAAAAUUAGCAGAAAGUGAUGCUCGUGAAAAGGAUAAAGAACUUGUCGAGGCCCUUAGACGUAUGAGGGAAUACGAAGCGGGUGUAUAUGGUCUAGUGGAAGCUGUUUCUGAAAUUAAGGAGCUGAAAACUCAAAUAAAAAUAAGAGACCAAGAAAUUGAAUCACUAAUAAAGGAUCUCAACAAACAUCACUUGAAGCUUAAUGAUAUCCUUGAUGAAAAUGAAGAACUCAAGCAGCGUUUAGGUCUUGAUCCAAAAACUGCAAUUGAUUUAACAGAAUUUAAAAAUAUUAAAGCUCUAAAAGAGCAACAGUACAGAGCAGAAAAUCAGGUUCUUUUGAAAGAGGUUGAAUGUCUUGAAGAAGAGCGGAUCAGACUUAAAAAACAAAUACGAAAAUUGGCACAGGAGAAAGGGAAAAGAGCUGCAUGUUUAGGUUUGACUGCAGAUGACCUAAACUUAAGUGUUGAUUCUCCAGAAGAUCAUAAGUCUAAGAAGAAGAAGCCAUCAAACAGCAUAGUUUUAGAUCAUGCAGAAGGAAUGAAUGAGCAUCUAUCAAAACAGCUGAGUGAAAAAGAACAAGAGUUAGAGAGAUACAAAACCAUUACAGCAGAGUUAAAGUCCAAAUUAAAAGAGAUUUCUGAAGACAAAAAACAUUUGGAGCAAAUACCUAAGGACAUAUUCCAGGCUCUUAAAGAUGUUGAGAAAGAUCAUACAAGAAAUGGAGAAGCAACAAUUAUAUCAGUACCUAGCUUGGAACGAUUGAUUCACGCCAUUGAAUCCAGGAAUACAGAGGGAAUAUUUGAUGUCAGUAUACACCUGAAAGCCCAAGUUGAUCAGCUCACAGGAAGAAAUGAGGAAUUAAGACAAGAAUUAAAGGAAUCAAGAAAAGAAGCCAUAAACAUAUCAUGUGCCUUAGAAAAAGCAAAUGAGAAGAUUUUACACCUUGAAAAUGAGCUUGAAAUGUUGCGUCAGUUAGAGGGAGCCAACAUGAUUUUCAAACCCAUUAACCUACCAGACGGAAUGUCUCCUACUAGCACAAAUCUUCUCAACUCACUUAAUGAAUAUAUCCUACAUCUUUUACAGGAAGUAGAAUCUAAAGAACAGUCUGUCAUAAAAUUUGAAGAAGCAUUAGAAGAAUAUAAAAGAAAAUUUGCAGUGAUUCGUCAUCAGCAUGGCUUGCUUUACAAGGAAUAUAUGAGUGAGCAAGAAUCUUGGCAAGAGGAAUUAAAGAAAUUAAAAGAAGAAAAUGCUAAACUGGAGAACCAAAAAGAAACUGAUAUGGUGCAAAUCAAAGAGUAUACGAAUUUGCUAGAUGCUCUUAAAAUGGAUCCUGAUGAAAUGAAAAAACAAGUUGCUGAGAACCUGAGGAAAAUGACUGUCCUCCGGGUAAAUGAGAAGUUGCUCACAAGGAGAUACACUACUUUGCUUGAAAUGGAGCAACAUCUGAGAAAAGAUAAUGGAAAACUGAAAAAUGAUAUUUCAGACAUGGAAGCUGCAGUGGCAGAGCGACUUGGGUAUCUGCAGAGAUACAAGGAAAUAGCUGCUUUCAAAAUAGCAUCUCUACAAAGGGCUUUGGAUGACAGUGUUCCAAUAUCAGAGCUGGAAACAGCCAAUAAACAAUAUAAUGAGCUGACUUCCAAGUACCGAGACAUGCUACAAAAGGAUAAUUUGCUAGUUCAGAGGACUGCUGACAUGGAGCACCUAGAGCAUGAAAAUGCAUCUUUGAAAUCCCAGAUUGCAUUCUAUAAUAAAGAACUAGAAAUAACAAAAGAAAAAUGCAACACAUUGGAGCAAGCCUUGGAACAUAUUAACAAUUUGGAUGGUAAUCCUGCAAUGGAUAAAGCAACCAAAGCCAUUACCAAUAACGAAAUCGUUUCAAUAUCUAAGAAAAUAACCAUGCUGGAAAUGAAGGAGUUAAAUGAAAGGCAAAGGGCUGAGCAUUCGCAGAAGAUGUAUGAACAUCUGAGAACCACUUUAACUCAAUUAGAGGAGCGGAAUUUUGAACUUGAGACCAAAUUUGCAGAGCUUACUAAAAUCAACUUGGAAGCACAAAAAGUUGAACAGGCUUUAAGAGAUGAUCUGGCCAAUAGCGUAAGUAAAGCAGUGUCUGACGCAGAUAGGAAAAGAAUCAUGGAACUGGAGAAGACUGAAGCAGAAUUAAAGGCUGAGAUGUCCAAGUUACGUAAUGUUUCAGAUAUAGCCAAAAUGCAAGUUUCAGCAUUAGCAAGUCGUCAGCAAUCAAGAGAGAAGGAAGUGGAGUCCAUGCGAAAGCAAAUUUUGGAUUAUCAAGAUCAGUCUGAUGAAAAAGCACUAAUUGCCAAAUUACACCAACAAAUUGUAGCUCUUCAGAUCAGUGAGUCUACAGCAGUGGGCAAGCUGGAAGCUGCUACAGCUAAACUACGCAAAAUGGAGGCAUACAAUUUACGUUUAGAACAGAAGAUUGAUGAUAAAGAUCAAGCAUUAUAUUAUGCCCGUAUGGAAGGUAGAAACCGAGCCAAACACCUCCGUCAAACUGUUCACUCUUUGAGGCGACAGUUCAGUGGUGCCCUUCCAUUGGCACAGCAGGAAAAAUUUUCUAAAACAAUGAUGCAGCUGCAAAAUGACAAGUUGAAAACCAUUCAUGAAAUGGAGCGUGUUCAGCAAGAGCGCAGAGAGGCAGAGAACCAUUCAGUGGAACUAGAACUAAAGCUGAAAGGUUUAGAAGAACUAAUCAGCACCCUGAAAGAUGCCAGGGGAGCUCAAAAGGUUACUGAAUGGCACAGAAGGAUAGAAGAAUUGCGCUUGCAGGAUUUAAAACUGAGUCGUGAACUAAGUCAGAAGAAGGAAGAAAUCAAAUAUUUGAAUAAUAUGAUCUCAGAGCAAGAACGCACAAUCAGUAUACUAGAAGAAGACCUUGUUCAGCAGGGGAAGUUUCAUGAAGAAAGGCAAAUGUCUUGGGAUCAGAGAGAAGUUGAGCUAGAACGACAGCUUGACAUGUAUGAGCACCAGCAAAAUGAAGUGCUAAGUGCAGCUCAAAAGUUUGAAGAGGCAACUGGAGAAGUUCCUGACUCUAAUUUACCUUUACCUGAACAACUUGAAAUUGCACUAAGAAAAAUAAAAGAGCAUGUAAAGGCUGUUGUGGAAACAAAAUCUGUAUGUAGAACAUUAGAAGAGAAACUAAAGGAGAAAGAUUCAUUGUUGAGGACAGCUGAAAAUAAUAUUUUGAGCCGAGACAGAGUGAUCAAUGAAUUACGGCUUCAGCUGCCUGCGACAGCAGCAAAAGAAACACUUCUGUCUAACCUAAAUCAAAUAAAGGAAGAUUCAGAACAGCAUCAAGCUUUGAAAGUUGCUCAUCAAACUGUUGCCAACAUGCAAGCAAGACUGAAUCAAAAGGAAGAAAUGCUAAAGAAAUAUCAACAUCUUCUGGCUAAAGCAAGAGAGGAGCAAGAAGAAGUUACAAAGAAGCAUGCAGAAGACCUUAAAGAAUUGCAUCAUAAACUGAAUUUCUAUUCAGAUACUUCCAUUAACAAUUUUAAAGAAGCUGCUAAAGAGUUCAUGAAAAAACCUUCACUCCAAAUUCCAUCAAGUGCAAAUUUAAUUCGUUUGGCUGAAAUGGAACAGACAGUUGCUGAACAAGAAAACUCACUGGCUUCCCUGUCCAACCAGCUGAGGAAAGCAACAUCGGAGCUGGAGAAGCAGAAACAGAUCACGAUAGCAAAAGUCAAUGAAUUUGAAAACAGCAAAACCAGGCUUGAAGAGAAGCACAUUGUGGAGAUUAAAAAACUGAAGAACGAUGCUGAAGAUUUAAGAGCUCGUAUUGCUGAAACAGAGAAAGAAAUUAAUUAUCUUAACACUGAACUGGAGGCUCAAAAAGAGGCGAAUACCCGAGCUCCAACAUCAACUAUGAAGAAUCUUGUGGAACGUCUGAAAAACCAAGUAGCACUUAAGGAAAAACAGCAACAGGCUUUAAGUAAAGCUCUUCUGACCCUUAGGGCAGAGAUGACCUCCCAAGCAGAACAACAUAUUAUUGCUGCUGCAGCACAAAAGGAAGAGAAUAUAAAUGUUCAACAAAUUGUAGACAAAGAAACGAAAGAUUUAAAGGCACGAAUUGAAAAAUUAAAUGAGCAGCAACUAAAGCUUAAGGAGGCCCUGAAAAAUAGCAAAUCCAGAGAGAAUGCCCUCAUUGAGGAAGCUGAAAACCUGAACCAAGAUUUGCGUGGAAAAGAGAAAGCUCUUAGCAAGCUGCAGAAGGACAAAGAUGAAAUGGAACGUGAUAAUGAAGAACUUAAAAAACGGAUAAAAGAUCUAACAAUUAAUUUUCAGGGUAAAGUUGAUUUACACAAUAAACACAAUACAUCAGAAGAUCUCCAGAGAAGAAUUAAAAAGCUUGAAGCAGAAUUAGCUAAGAAAAGUGAAGAAGCUGAAAGGAAACCUGUUCGGGAUGACAAAAGCUCUAAAGAGGAAAUUAUAAGAUGGGAAGAAAGUAAAAAGUGGCAAAUAAAAAUAGAAGGGAUGCGAAGCAAACUUAAGGACAAGGAAAAGGAAGUAGAUUCUCUCACAAAACAACUGACAACCUUAAAGGACCUUUACUCAAAAGGUGAACAAGAAAAGUUGAUGUUACAAAAGAAGCUAAAAUCUCGUGGUGUAACUGUGGAUCAGGUAGUUGGGGCACGAACUGCAGAAUCAGAGAGAGAAGUGGAGGAACUUAGGAAGAAGAACCAAGAAUUAGAAAAUGAAAUUCAACACAUGAAGACAAAACAAGCAUUGCCACGUGAUUCUGUGAUUGAUGACUUGCACUUAAAAAAUCGCUUCUUGCAAGAAAAGUUACAAGCCCUGGAAAGACAGCUUUCACAGGAAAACACAUCAAGGCCUUCUACUUCAGGGUUAGGAUCAGAUGACCAAACAAGAGAGUUGGAAAAGGAAAAUUUAAAAUUAACCUCUGAAAAUGUUGAACUUCAGUUCCACUUGGAACAGGCCAACAAAGACUUGCCUCGUUUAAAGGACCAAAUAGAAAAUUUGAAAGAAAUGUGUGAUCUACUGAAAAAAGAAAAAAUAGAGGCUGAACGAAAAGUUGCUAGUGUCAGAGGGUCUGGAAGAAGUGGAAAGACUGUCCCAGAGCUAGAAAAGACUAUUGCUUUAAUGAAAAGAGUGGUAGAAAGAGUGCAAAAAGAAAACGAGGAACUUAAAAAAGCUCCAGGAAUUGUCUCCAAUGAAAAACUGACAAACCUUGAAAUGGAAAAUGAAAAAUUAAAGUUGGAAAUAGAAAAGCUACAGCUGCAUGUGGGUGGACAGUUAAGUAUGAGAUAUGAAGCCAAAACAAAAGGCAUAGAAAAACUAAUUGCUGAAAAUGAUAGGCUCCGAAAAGAACUGAAAACAGAAACUGAGACGUCAGAAAAAUUAAGAAUAGCAAAAAGAAAUUUAGAGGUGAUCAAAGAGAAACUGGCAAGGGACCUAGAGGAGGCCAGAAUGAACAUUUCAGAAAGAAGUGGGCCACAACUGGAAGGAACCCAAGGAAAAGCCUGGAAAUCCACUGUUGUAAGCAAGAUGUUUGAAAACAAGAUUAAGGAAUUAGAAUCAGAACUUAAAAAGAAAAAUGACGGCAUUGUUGAUUUAAAAAAGCUACUGAAAGAAGCCACUGAGCGUGAACUGAAAACUGAGAAAAUAGUGGGAAACCUAAAAAAUGAAAAUGAAUUACUGAAGAAUUUUCCAGAAGAAGCAAAAACAGAAGAAGGCCUUGCCAGAGAUUUUCAAAUAUUACGAUUAGCCAAUAAUCGUCUGCAAAAUGAAAAGGCUGAGCUGGAACAUCAGUUAGAAAUAUAUAGAAAGAAGAGUGGUGUUUCUGGACAUGGAGACUACAACUCUCUAAUGGACAGCAAACAUGACAAACUCAUGGAGGAAAUCAUUCUUUUGCAAACACAUAUCAAAACAUCUGAUUUAGAGAAACAACAAUUAAGAGAGGAGAUAAAAAACUUGAAAAAAGAGCUACAGAACUUUGACCCUACAUUUUUUGAAGAGAUAGAAGACUUAAAGUAUAACUAUAAUGAAGAAGUUAAGAAGAAUAUUAUUCUAGAAGAGAAGUUAAAAGCACUUUCUGAGCAGUUUGGGGUUCAUAUUGAUUUUCCAGGAGUUAAUGAAUAGGAUAAACCAAUUUUACUUGGUUGUGUUACACAAGACAGUGCUAUUUAUAUACAGUGUGCUAUUUAAAGCAGACUACUGGGACUACCCAUUACUGCAUAACUUGUUUUUGCUUGUAAGUAUAUAUCAUUUUCCCCUACUAAUGAGGGUACCUACAAAGUAUAUUGUAUUCCAAAAUGACAUUUCUAGGUCCGUAUAUUUUCAGACGUUUAAGCACAUUGAAUAAACUAUUAGUAGAUAAUUCUGAAAAAAAUAGCAAUUACUUUUUAUAGAAGCAUUUGGAAAAAAAGCUUUGCACUUGAAGAGGAUCUAAAGUAAAAAAAAAAUUGAGCGCUCAGAAAAGAAAUCGGAGAAUUUUUCUUUUAUUUACUUUAGACCCUCUAAUUUUUUUAAACUGAAAUCAAACACAUUGCCUUCCAAAUUUCAGUUAACUAGUUAUUUAUGUAAAUAUGUGUAGAUGUAUAGAAAAAGGUUUAUUUAAGGUCAAAUGUUCUGUAUUUAGUCUUUUGUGGAUGUAUUUUUUUUUAUAGUUUUUGACUUAAAUAAACAGUUAUUGAGACUGAAA
Messenger RNA from Xenopus tropicalis (tropical clawed frog), 8035 nucleotides. RefSeq names its product centrosomal protein 290 (gene cep290). The transcript is spliced from 53 exons. Bases 100 to 7473 code for a protein of 2457 amino acids. The record is from RefSeq and is a predicted model, not a curated record. Gene Ontology annotation, cellular component: centrosome. NCBI's taxonomy places the organism in Eukaryota, Metazoa, Chordata, Amphibia, Anura, Pipidae.